CAGCGACCAGUGAGAAAGUCUGACGCCGCACAGGAGCCACAAUGAGGGGUUGGUUUCUUCGAGUCCACGGCCAUGCUUGGGAAUCCCGAAGACUGACGUUCGAAGUGCCGUGUGAUGUUUGCCAGCUUCAGACGAACGACUACAAAAGAGUCCCUCCAGGGGCGCCCUUCGCCCUGCUCACGGCUGGUCGACGACAACCGUGGUCGAGACAACUCACUUCGAAUCCGAAGCCUGAAUAUCUGGCUCCCCGACGACCCGCAGCCCGACAGAGGCCUCCCUGACACGUGCGACACAGUGUUGUGGGUGCUGAAGGAUCCUCCAUCGAGCUCACAGGACCCAAAGCACUCAAACUGUAACUCGAGAGGCACGUGCCAAAACGUCCUCCGACUUGGCGCCUUUCCUCCCAACAAAUCCACAGCAAGGAACGACUGUCUCGAACGAUGACCACCCCAGCCUACGCAGACGAGAAGGCCCUUCCUGCCCGCGACUCUGACGUCGUCGUGGACGGAGGGAAAGGGGUCACUAUUCAUGAAGAGAGCGCACAUGAGGCUGCAGUCCGUGGGCACGCAGCCACGGAUCGAUAUGGACGCGCCCUCGUGCACUUUGAUCCAGCUGCUGAGCGUCGUCUGCGGAACAAGAUUGAUCUCAUGAUCAUUCCGACCGUGUCACUGUUGUACUUGUUCUGCUUUAUUGAUCGAGCAAAUAUUGGCAACGCGAGGUUAGCAGGCUUGGAGAAGGAUCUCAAACUCGCGGGCUACGACUACAAUGCCGUGCUCAGCACUUUCUACAUCAGCUACAUCAUUUUUGAGAUUCCGUCCAACAUCUUAUGCAAAAUUAUCGGACCAGGAUGGUACAUUCCAGCAAUUUCACUUGGCUUUGGCAUUUGCUCGAUUGGAACCGCCUUCGUUCAUAAUUUCUCCGCUAUUUGUGGUGUUCGAUUCCUCCUAGGCGUUUUCGAAGCUGGUAUGCUGCCAGGAAUCGCCUAUUACCUCUCACGAUGGUAUAGACGAAGCGAGUUGGCCUUCCGUCUUUCACUGUAUAUCGUGAUGGCCCCUCUUGCCGGUGCUUUCGGAGGUCUCCUCGCCUCUGGUAUCCUCAAACUUUCACACUUCGGCAGUUUGCACCAAUGGAGGAUGAUUUUCGGAAUCGAGGGCAUCAUCACCUGCGGUAUCUCACUUAUUGCUUUCUUCACCCUGACCGACCGUCCAGCAACUGCUAAAUGGCUAACGGAAGAAGAACGGGAUCUUGCGAUCGCCCGUGUCAAGUCUGAACGUGUCGCAACCACUGAAGUGCUUGACAAGAUUGAUCGCAAAAAGAUCAUGCGCGGACUCUUGAGUCCCGUUACGAUUGCCGUUUCUUUCAUCUUCUUGCUGAACAACAUCACCGUGCAAGGUCUGGCUUUCUUCUUGCCGACAAUUGUGCGCACGAUAUAUCCCAAAAACACAGUCAUAUAUCAACAAGUCAGGACUGUACCUCCUUACGUAGUUGGAGCAUUUUUCACGGUCCUUUUCCCUUUUCUGAGCUGGAGGUUUGACAGACGUCAGAUCUUUUUCAUCAUGUCUGCUCCCUUGAUGAUGGCCGGUUAUAUCAUGUUCCUCGCUUCGGAGAAUCCCCACGUCCGGUAUGGAGCCACGUUCCUCAUCACGAGCGGCGCUUUUUCGUUCGGUGCACUCUGCAACGCCCAAGUUUCCGCCAACGUAGUUUCCGAUACCGCACGAUCGGGAGCUAUUGGCAUGGACGUAAUGUUUGGAAAUAUUGGGGGUUUGAUUUCGACCUGGGCAUUUCUCCCAUUCGAUGGACCGAAUUAUCCAAUCGGCAAUGGCCUUAACCUCGCCACUGCAUCAACGACGUUGAUUGUAUCGAUCCUGUUGCUCUUUUGGAUGAAGUGGGACAAUAAGAGAAGGGAGAAGCGAGACGUGGACGCUGAGCUCGAGGGCCUUGAUCAGAAGACGGUACAGGACCUGGACUGGAAGCAUCCUGCUUUCCGUUGGCGACCUUAAUUGAGCUGAAAUCCUACGAGUUACUUUAGGACAACCACAUGUCUCCAAUAGCAUCCUUGGCCGCGAUCAUGCUCACGCUCAUGAGAGCUAACGUUAUGUUGCUUAGGACCGAGGUGAUUACUCAUACCCACGCGUGCCCCACUCAAGCUACUGGCUGCACUGAUCAUUUCUUUUAAUUCUAUACCUUGCGUCGCGCUGAACAUCAAACAAGUAGUAAAGUAAAGUUAAUGCUAUAUCGAUUCACA
This is a messenger RNA of Verruconis gallopava, 2245 nucleotides long. RefSeq lists its product as uncharacterized. Gene Ontology annotation, molecular function: transmembrane transporter activity. The record is from RefSeq and is a predicted model, not a curated record. Gene Ontology annotation, cellular component: membrane. Bases 441 to 2000 code for a protein of 519 amino acids. The transcript is spliced from 5 exons. NCBI's taxonomy places the organism in Eukaryota, Fungi, Ascomycota, Dothideomycetes, Venturiales, Sympoventuriaceae. Gene Ontology annotation, biological process: transmembrane transport.